Molecule: messenger RNA, 1972 nt
Organism: Solanum dulcamara
Lineage: Eukaryota; Viridiplantae; Streptophyta; Magnoliopsida; Solanales; Solanaceae
Product: interactor of constitutive active ROPs 4-like
Exons: 3
Coding region: 211-1230 (339 amino acids)
Source: RefSeq, a predicted model, not a curated record
UCAAAAAGUCUCUUUUUGUUAGUUCUUUUUUCCUAUUAAGGUAGGCUCUUUUUUUUUUUUAAUUACUAUAGUGUAUUAACAAAAGGAAUAUAAAGAUAAGAAGUUGCAUAUGAGGAGAAGAGCAUCCAAAUAUCGAACGACUUGUUUACAGAGAUCAAGACUAAAGCUGUUGGAACCUCUGUUCAUAAACACUUUUAUUAAGAAGUUGAAAUGCCAAGAUUAAGGGGAUCAGAGAUGCUUCAAAGGAAAUCACCUCGAGUACCUUUGCAACUCAGAACAUCAAGCUCUGAUUCUGAUCAGAGAAGUCCUAAGUUAGGUGAUCGUAGAUCUCCACAAGGCGCUCAAUCUGAUCCAAUAAAACAAAAGAAACUUGGUACAAGAAUUGCAGAUUUGGAUACUCAACUUGGACAAGCACAAGAAGAGCUUAAAUAUCUUAAGGACCAACUAGCUUCAGUUGAAGCAGCAAAGAAAGCAGCUCAAGAACUGCUUGAGAAAACCAAGAAAUCAACUGUCCCAGAGCCUGAGGAAAUCCAAGAAUCUAAGAGCAAAUUAAAAAUCCAAGAAAUCGAUGUUUUUGAAGUCCCAAAUGUUGAAAUUAGCCAGCCCACUAAUGAAAAGAUCAGCACUUUAUCAGUUGCUGAACCAGAGAAACCAUCACCUGAGGAGUUGGCUUUGAAGAAUGAAGAAAUAAGCUUUUUGAAAGCCAAGUUGGCAAAGAAGGAUCAAGAAUUUCAGGCAUUUUUCCAAGAAAAUGAAAACCUGAAGAAGGAACUGAAUGAAAUGACUCGGGAAAUUUCAUCCACUAAGGCAAAAACAGAGGAAAUGAAUCUCAAGUUUAACCAAGUUACUCUAGAACUGGAAACAACAAAGAAGAAUGCUUCUAACAUAAAUGAGAAACUUGAAGCCACCGAAAAGGCAAAGGAGGAAUUAGAAAGUGAGAUGAAGAAACUCAGAAUCCAAACAGAACAAUGGAAGAAAGCUGCAGAUGCUGCUGCAGCUGUGCUGGCAGGGGAAGUGGAGAUGAAUGAGAGAAGGCUCUCUGAGAGAUGUGGAUCAAUGGAUUAUAAGCGAUACAGUAAUGUAUUUGAACCAACACUUGGAGGAUAUGGUUGUUACAUGGGUUCACCAGGACUUAUCGACGACGUUGAUGAUGGUUUUGGACAUGUGAAGAGAAAAAGUUCUGGCAUUAAGAAGUUUGGAGACCUGUGGAGAAAGAAGGGCCAGAAAUAAGCUAUUUCUGAACACUCAAAAAGACUAAUAUCAGAAAUGGUUGCUCACCAUUUCAAUUUUCUUGCCAACUUUUUGAAUCUUCUUCAUGACAUCUAACCAAUUAUAAUAUGCUGCAUUUAGAUUUCUUGGUUAGUUUUUCGCAGGAGAGUAAAGACCUGUCAUUUAGGAGUAAUUGGAUCCAAAAUCUGAUAUGUUGAAGCUUAGUAGUUUCUGUUACUCUUGAGGUUCAGCAGUCAUGACAGUUGGCAAAUGUGUUAGAUCUUGCUUAGUCGUUCAUCAUUGUUAAAUGUAGUAAAUGAAAUGAUAACCUACUACAUAAUCACGGAUGAACAUUUAUUAUCUAGUAGAAAAUAUCCUCACAAAACAAUCAAGUAACAGUUCAAAUGGAAUAUGGAAUGUCAUAUGGGAGUUUCAGACCUUUCAACCGAAGAGGAAGCAUAGCACGUACUACAAAGGAAGAUAACCAUACUCCUGAAAGUUUCUAACAUUGAAAUCUUGAAGUUCCAAUCCCGAAUUUACUGUUUUGAGCAAACUGAAUGAGCAAACUUAUCUGUUUUGAGCCACAUUAGAGCUUCAUGUAUUACUUAUCUUGUUUCCUUUUUCUUUUUCAAAUAGUGUUGGACCAGCUAGUGCCACCUCAAUUACUCAAUUAUCUGUUACCCUCACUAAUACAAGUACCAGGUAACUCAACCCAUCAAGAUUGAGGAAAAUUGGGAGGAAUCACCUAGAAUUUGAACUAUGG